CUCACUUUUGUGAUUCACUGUAGCUAGGGAAGAUUUAAAAGUCAACUGGUACAGGCUCCAAUGGGGAUAAGCUUACUAGUAUCCUGUGUAGUCUUGCAAAUAGCCUGUGGUGUGUCGAAAUCUCAAUUUCUGUGUUGCCUCUUCAGCAGGGGCUAACUCAUCAUGUGACAUAGUUUUGUAGUGCCUUUGCCAAAUUAAUUUUUCAGACAAGCUAUUUUGUCACCAUCAGAAAAGAUUUCUACAUUAUGCGUGUGUGCGUUUUGGUAAAAGUGAUCAUAAUGAAAGGAGAUUAAUUCAUUUUUUUUCUGGCCCCCCACACUCCUCUGGUUUGCACACGCACACAAAGCUUGGCUGUGCACACUCACGCGCGAGCAUACCUUCCACGUCCUCGUUCCAUCUUCAUCCAUCUCCCCGCUCCCUCCCAACCUACCCUCCCUCCCUCUCUCGGAGAUAGAUGGGAGGAGACGCUCCUGCUGUAUGCAGCGGUCUCACGAAGAAGGACAUAGCUUUCCCCCGCGCAGCUUCCAUGAUCUAUCUCCUCCUCUUUGGUGCAUCUUGAAUUGUCUUUCAUGGACCCACAGCGGGCACCGUGCAACAAUUUAUCUCCAUUUCAUUUACUGACUGGAGGCAUCUGACUGGUGACACCGGCUGGAUUUAAACCACCUUGUGAUGCUGGUGACGAGCCGGACCGAUGAGCUCAUCUCCGCUCUCCGGCUACGGGGGCGUUAAAGAUGCGGCUGGUGGACUGGGUCAAGGUACCUGUCUUCGAGUCACCCCGGCUCGGUUCGUCUGACUGAUCCAACGCUGCUUGUCUGCAGGGACAACUAUUUUUUUUCCCUCCCUUUUUUCCUCCCUUUUUGGAUCCAACACUUCAGUCUGAAGGAUGGAUAACUAUUCUACUUUGCAACAGAGGAUGUGUAAAAAUACACCCAGCUCCUGGGAGACCGUCACUAUGGCAGCAGUUACUAUGGAGAUAGCAAGGCUGCACGUGAAGUGAUGGCUGUCAUGGGACCCUGAGGGUUUCACACUCUCGUGCUAGAGAUAGCACACAUGUACAUUCAACUACAGAACAGCUGCAAGAGACUACUUGAGUACAGUGUCUGGAAAUGACCACAAAACGGAAGCUGAUUGGCCGGCUGGUUCCAUGCCGCUGUUUCCGUGGGGAAGAGGAAGUGAUCUCAGUGUUGGACUACUCUCACUGCAGCUUGCAGCAGGUCCCCAAGGAAAUAUUUAGCUUCGAGAGAACCCUGGAGGAGCUCUACCUGGAUGCCAACCAGAUUGAGGAAUUACCCAAGCAACUCUUCAGCUGCCAAGCCUUGAAAAAGUUGAGCAUGCCUGAUAACGACCUCUCUAACCUUCCAACCACAAUUGCCAGCCUGGUUAACCUCAAAGAGCUUGACAUCAGUAAAAAUGGUAUACAGGAGUUUCCAGAUAAUAUUAAAUGCUGUAAAGGCCUGUCAGUGGUUGAGGCCAGUGUCAAUCCCAUCACCAAGCUUCCAGAUGGUUUUACGCAGCUUUUGAAUCUGACUCAGCUCUUCUUAAAUGAUGCCUUCCUGGAGUACUUGCCAGCUAACUUUGGCAGACUCUCCAAACUUCGGAUCCUGGAGCUGAGAGAGAACCACUUGAAAACAAUGCCAAAGUCUAUUCAUCGACUGACACAGUUGGAGAGGUUGGAUCUGGGUAGCAAUGAAUUCUCUGAAGUGCCGGAGGUGUUGGAGCAGAUCCACAACCUAAAGGAGCUGUGGAUGGAUAACAACUCACUACAGUCCAUACCUGGGUCACUAGGAAAACUUCGCCAGCUGCGCUACUUAGACUUAGCUAAGAAUCGAAUCGAGAAUUUGGACACAGAUAUUUCAGGUUGUGAGGCCUUAGAGGAUCUUUUGCUUUCCUCCAACAUGCUUCAGCACCUCCCUGACUCUAUAGGAAUGUUAAAGAAGCUGACAACACUUAAAGUUGAUGACAACCAGCUGACCUCACUGCCAGGAACCAUUGGGAGUGUGAAGCCCAAGCAAGGUCUGUGUCUAUUGGAGGAACUGGAUUGUAGCUGUAAUGAGUUGGAGUCACUGCCUCCAACCAUAGGCUACCUGCACAGUCUUCGGACCUUUGCUGCUGAUGAGAACUUUCUCAUUGAACUUCCCCGAGAGAUUGGUAACUGUAAGAAUGUCACAGUGAUGUCACUACGUUCCAACAAACUUGAGUUCCUCCCUGACGAGAUAGGACAGAUGACCAAACUUCGAGUUCUAAACCUUAGUGAUAAUAGGUUAAAGAAUCUACCGUUCACCUUUACUAAGCUAAAGGACCUGGCAGCUCUCUGGCUUUCUGACAAUCAGUCCAAGGCUCUGAUCCCCUUACAGACAGAAGCCCACCCUGACACCAAACAGAAGGUUUUGACCAACUACAUGUUUCCUCAACAACCUCGUCAUGAUGAGGAUUAUCAAUCAGACAGUGACAGCUUUAAUCCUACUCUGUGGGAGGAGCAGAGACAGCAGAGAAUGACUGUGGCCUUUGACUUUGAGGACAAGAAAGAAGAGGAGGAUAACUCCGGGAAGGUCAAGGUCGAGAUAAAUUUAAAACGCUAUCCAACACCCUAUCCCGAGGACCUGAAGAAUAUGGUCAAGUCAGUACAAAGCCUCGUGGGUAAAAACGUCCACACUGGGCAUGGGCACCAGCACCACCUUAGCACAGGCACUGCCACCUCAGCAGGAACCAAUAUGGAACUUGCACACCAUAACAAAGAACCGUAUGAGCCACCAUGGCCUCUGCCUCCCAAAGAGGUAACAGACAGAGAGAUGCAGGACUUCUCUCAGACUCAGCUAAUGGAUCAGGGGUCGAUGCAUAAUUCUGGCAUUGACAUCCCAAAAAGGAAGGACAAAGAGGACCUGACGGAGAGCUCAGAGGAUUCAAUGGGCGGCUCACCCAAUGACAUCCGAAUCUCUGACAUGAGGCCCACCUUAGUGGAGCCACCGAUGUACAAACCAAAGGUGGUGCUGCUUGGAAAGGAUAAGAAAGAAUCUACAGACGAGGAGGUGGAUAAGCUACACUGUCUGAACCACAGCGGCUCGUCGGCCACUUACUCUGAUUACUCUCCGUCUGUGGGCUCUUCUGGCUCCUCCAACCCACCCGCUAACACUCAUUCCCACCCUCACUCUCACACACACCAACACAACCCUUCCCUGCCAGCACCCAACAAGGACCAGGCUCCUCAAACACAUUGGACCAACAGACUGGCACAGUCUUUUCCUAAACCUAUUGACUCCAAGCCCCUGCUGUCGCAAAGGGAAACUCCUCCAUCAGGGACCCUGCAGCAACGUGGAGACAGACGUCCAUUGAGUGAGCCUUUUGACUGGUCUGAGGCCCCUCACUAUGACAACACCGGCUUUGAUGCCGAGGAGUCUCCCCUAGAAACCUCAUCGUCUACUACGAGCCAGGGUAAUCCGCCACUGGGUUCCAAACCUCGGAGCCAGUCAACACAUGGCCGCCGUCCUCUAUUAAGGCAAGAGCGAAUUGUCGGCGUCCCAUUAGAGCUGGACGCACAGACACUCCCCUUUCACACCAACCAACGCACCGCACAUGAAAAUGAAGCCCAAGCUUCUGCACAGACUUCUCAGAAUCCUUGGCAGAAUUGGACCCGUACUCCUAGCCCCUUAGAAGACAGGACAGCUUUUCCCUCCAAACUGGACCUUACGCCAACCUCAAGCCCCAACCCAGACCGCAAGGUGGCAGACCAAAGGCGGGAGCAAUCAUCAGGGCCUCUUCCUGGUAGCUGGUCAUACCAUAAUAAUCAAGUGGAGCAAAACAGAAAGGAUCAGCUCACUGUCACAGGGGGCAAUAAAGUAACUGUGGUAAUGAGUAAAAGCUCUGACCGACUAUCUCCGAUGAUGAAAGAGACAAGAUCCAAAUUUAAGAAAUCACAGAGCAUCGAUGAGAUUGACAUUGGCGCCUAUAAAGUAUACAGUAUUCCCAUGGACAGCUACAGCUCAUCAAUUGAGCAGCAGAGCAGCUUGGACCGACAAGAGCUGCCAGGUUCCAUGGAGCAGACCAACAUUGCUCGGUCCCAGUCGGCACCUAUGCUGGAUGAGGAACUUGGAUUCCCAACACAUGGCAACCAAAACCAACAGGGGCACAACCAAAAACCUGCAGUACCACAUAAAGCCUACCACUUUGACCAAAAUUAUAAUCCUCAGGUGACUGUGGACCGGCGGGCACCUCCCCCUUUCCCCAAUACACCAGAUUAUGUCAACCACUCAUCAAAAGCAUUGGAGUACAUCAAUCAACCUGGAAAGACAUUACCCAAGGAGUUGGUGAGCCCUCGGUAUCGUGCUUAUCCACCACUGGAGAUGUUUUCCUUUCCUCAAUCACCAGUCAAUCAGGAUGGUUCAUCAACCCAGCAACAGCAACCAAUCCCAUCGCUACGAUCUAGGCCAGGGUUUUUGAGAAGAGCAGACUCACUGGUGAGCUCUACCGAACUUGCUUUAUUCCGUAGAGUCCACGAAGCUCAGCAGGAGGCACUGCAAGAAGCUCAGUACAGACAGCAACACCAGGGGGACCCUCCACUUUAUAGUCGAGCUCUUGCUUAUUCCUCCCCCAUGGACCAUUCUGCCAACAUAGUAGACAACCAGAAUCAAAUGAUGCACAACAAGAGAAAUGGACGCUAUGAUGAUGAUUAUCCCAGCUACCAGGAACAGAAGAAACCCAUGACUGGUUAUCCAACCAAGAGCUUGACUCAACGUCGUCCCCUGUCUGCUAGAAGCUACAGUACUGAGACCUACGGAACAUCCCAGGCACGUCCAGUGUCAGCUCGCCCCACCAUGGCUGCCCUCUUGGAGAAGAUGCCUCCUGACUACACUCUGGCAACAUGCCCAGAGAAGUCUUCAGAAGACACCAUCAAGGUACGACCUGUGGUACCACAGAAGCCUGAAGACAUCACCUCAAAGAUGCCUGCUGAUUGGAGGCAACAGCUGCUGAGGCACAUCGAGGCCAAACGCCUGGACAGGAGUGGUGUCCUAAAGCACAAUAUGCUCACGCUGGGCAUGCUCUGUCAGGGCGGGGGUCACGGCCAGGGGCGCAGCAGCACUUUGAACUUUAACGUUUACAAUAACGCUAAGCAUGAGCCACCUGCUGGCCGCUGGCUGCCACUACCUCCUCCUCCAUCUGCUGCUGCUACCCCCUCUCAGCAGUCUGCUAUGCUGGAUAACGACCAAGAAGGUGUGUCAGGAAGCAAUCAGUGGGUUCCAUACUCACUUGGCAGGAGAGAUGUCCCACCUGACAACCUCAUCAAAAAGGGAGGCCACUCUCACAACCCUCCUCACCAAUCACACAACACCAUGAUUGUUACUUCAUCAUCAUCUUCCUCAGCCACAACCCCUCAUCGUAUGGUUGGCCAGCAGGGUUAUGAUGGUGGAAUGAUGAAUAAGGGGGUGCAGUAUCAGCCAGGAAUGCCUUUAUCAGUUGUUCCAUCUGGCGGGCAAUAUCAAGGAAAUAUGCCUCAAGCCCUUAACACUCCUGGCCAGGUCUACUCAAGUGCUGGCCUGCCCAUGGCCCUAUCCUCAUCUGGAAACCAACCCCAGUACAACCUGCAUACCUCCCAUACGUCACAUCAGCCUCCACACCCUUCUAGCAACCCCCACUACCACAGCAACCAGGGAAUGGCCCAUAGCAACCAGGUUGUUGUGACAACUCACACCAACCCGCGGCCUCAGAGCGCUCGGUGUCUUCUCCAAACUAAAGGCCAGAAGAGCACGGAUGGCUUCCAGGAACAGCUUUGUGUGAGAAUAGAGAAGAACCCUGGUCUUGGUUUUAGUAUCUCUGGUGGCAUCAGCGGUCAGGGGAACCCCUUCAAACCCUCUGACAUGGGUAUCUUUGUUACUAGGGUACAGCAUGACGGGCCCGCUGCUUCUUCUCUGCAGCCUGGAGACAAAAUACUGCAGGCUAAUGGACAUAAUUUUUUACACAUGGAACAUGAGACAGCCGUCUCUCUGCUGAAGAGUUUCCAAAGGACGGUGGACUUGGUGGUUCUGAGGGACAGCAGCACUCCCUAAAAAUACCUUAAAACAAAUAAACACACUAUCACUCCUGUGCUCAUCACCAUCUCCAACCACCCCACCUACCCUCUCCUGAAGGCUGGUGGAACUGGGGAAAAAAAAGUCGCCUUUAAAAAAAAAAUUUUCAAGAGAUUGCUGACAUUUUUUUGCCUAUUGCUGGACUAUAGGCAAGUACAUGUGCCAUAUUGUAAAAGCAUAUCGGCUAUAUGUCUCGAGAUGCGGGGACCUGGUUUUACCCUGAAAGAAUAUUGGAUAAUCCUCGAGUUACCACAGGGCUGCUUCAAUUUGGAUUUUGUGUUCGGGUUAAUAAUUAGGCAUUUAAAUGGUCAGUCUGUUUUGUUGGUCGGUAAAUAGAGAUGAACUGUAAACUUAGUUUUGAAAUUUUGAACCAUUUCUUGGUUGCCAUUUUGACAUUUUAAUUGUUUGUAAACACAUGCACCCAAUAUGUCCUUCUGUUUCCUGUACAUUAAGUUCUAAUCUGAUUUAUCACUCAUUAUUGAUUCUGUACUGCUGUUGCCUGUUCUAGACUUCAGCUCCUAGUGUACAAAAACUAACUUUGUAAAAGAAAAAAAUCUGCCUUGUGUAUAUACAUUGAGCUGCAUCUUUCUGGAGAAUCCCCGCGAAGCCUAAAGUCAUUUUUAUCCUAUUGUUUUCAAGCCACAAAAUUGGCUAUCCUAUGUCUUUGGGUGUAUAAUGAUCAUUUUCUUGACAACAAGGUUGUGUUUUCCCAUUCAAGCUCAAUUACUACAACUUUUUUUCUGUUAUCUCAACUACCUGCUGUGCUAGAAGAAAGCUAAAGCAAUAUUGAUAUUUUUGAGCCGCUGUCCAUUGAGCUUUCCAGCAGAAUUCAACUUAUCCUGCAGUGCCAUCUAAUGAACAACUCAUGCUAAUGUUUACACAUGAAACAAUGCAUAAAGUAUAUGCAACGCUGCAUUCACACAAUGUGUCAAACCCUAUCACUUUCGGGAUCCAGAUGCACCUUUAAAAUAAGCUACACUCAUAAACAGCUUCUCAUUAGUCAUGUUUUGUGUCGCACUUUGAAAAUUCGGCGUGAUUUCUACUAUGUUGUCGACAUCAAAUCUUUUUUUAACAAAUUACUAUAAACCCACAGCAUGCAUUCAAGUCACUAUUUAUUGUUAAGUGGACAUGUUUGCAUUGUGGCAUCUCAGCUCUGUAGUUUACUGCAGAGAAUUAUCUUCUAUAUUUGGUUGAAUAUGAACCCUUUCAUCCUCCCAAGUGAUAUUUACACAGGCCCAAAAUACCAGAACUUACAUUUUUGCGGCCCACAUCUGGUCUGCCCACAGCGCCAGAGGCAACAUGGCUACUGUGGGUGGGGUAACUGUUGUCUGCAUGCAUAUUCUACAAAUCCCAGGCUCUUCUCUGCUUAAAAGACCAGUGUGAAUCAUUUUGAAUGUUUUAAUAGACCUAAACAGAACAUAACCAGCUUCUGAUAGCUGCCCAACACUUUAACAACAAUACUCAUGGACAGUCUCAGACAAUGACUCCCAAUACACUGUGACAAUGCCUGAAGACAACUGAAGUUGAGGGAAAUAAAUGUCAGCUGCAAGUAGAUACUUCACAGCGGUCUUUUAGAAAGUAAUGUAUUCUCAAAACAACACACAAAUGACCACACACAGGAUGAAAAACGAAUAAUAUAUAGGGUCCUGAGUUUUGUCGUCUAUGUACUGUAUGGUACUAUCUGGCAACAAGCAUUCUUUACAUGCCCAGUGCUCUUUGUUGAAGUAUGAAUUUCAUCUGGUGACCAUUAUGUUUCAAUAUACCAUUAUGUUUCAAUAUAAUCGCCAUUUAUUGGCACAAAAAUGGCACAAUUUAGUUAUGUGGCUGUAGUGACAGCCCCCAACACCAUCUAAUUCUAAAAAGUCUAAAAUAUGAAUGGCAUUAUGAUGCAAAAAAAAAAAGUUUAAUAGUUAAAUUAUUUUUACUACAUGUUUCAGGUAAUUCUUUCUAAAUAUAUUGCUAUACAUUAGCAUAGCUCAAAAGUUGUAAUAUUUUCUAAUGAAUCUUAUAGCAAUGUUAUAGAUGAAGGUACGCACAGUGUGACAUGGAAACCUAAACAAGAACUAUCCAAAAGUGUACAAACUGUAUUUCUACUGUAAUUGUAAUUUGUGUCAUACAAAUAUAUCAUAUACAUAAAUACACACACAUAUAUAUAUGUAUAUGGUUAUAAAGUCUUUUUUUAUGUGUUAAGCAUACAAAAGAGCUGAGACAGUUUCACUGUAUAUACAAUAGCUGUGAACGAUCAAAUUGAAAAUGACUCCUACAAAUUGUGAAUGUACUCAUGCUUUCUGCAGUAUACACUUACUCGACUUGAAUGCUGCUUCUGUUGUGUGACGAAAAGUACUUUGACCUCUGACGAGAGAUGUUCUUAAAGUUGGACCGUUUUUAGUGACAGCUUACAGCACUAUUUUCUUUCCUUCUUUAUUUAUUUAUUUAAUUAUUUAUUUGCAAAUGCAAGUUGAAAUCCUUCCACUUUUAAUUGUGAAUAUUUAUGAAGAGAAUUGUAACUGCCGAAGUAUAUACAGUAUAUGUGUAUGUGUAUAUAUACAUAUACAUACAUAUAUAUAUAUAUAUAUAUACGCACACACACACACAGUAUAUAGAUAUAUAUGUGUUUAGAAUGCAUUUUGCAGGUACUAUCUGUACAUACGAUUUAAGAUACAGUUUUUACAAAAAAAAAAGUAUAUGUAUAAAAUUGAAAACAUGCUGUGCAGCAAUUAUUCUGAAGCUAUUUUGGGCUUUGGAACAUACAUUUUUUUCAAUAUAUAAGAGGUGUUUUGAAUAAUGUAUUAAAGUCUCUAUUGUACAAAUA
Molecule: messenger RNA, 8871 nt
Organism: Corythoichthys intestinalis (scribbled pipefish)
Lineage: Eukaryota; Metazoa; Chordata; Actinopteri; Syngnathiformes; Syngnathidae
Gene: lrrc7
Product: leucine rich repeat containing 7
Exons: 34
Coding region: 1107-6038 (1643 amino acids)
Biological process (GO): receptor clustering; embryo development; establishment or maintenance of epithelial cell apical/basal polarity
Cellular component (GO): basolateral plasma membrane; adherens junction; postsynaptic density
Molecular function (GO): protein binding
Source: RefSeq, a predicted model, not a curated record